This is a messenger RNA of Jaculus jaculus (lesser Egyptian jerboa), 4495 nucleotides long. RefSeq names its product golgin A2 (gene Golga2). The coding region runs from base 64 to 3162 and encodes 1032 amino acids. Gene Ontology annotation, cellular component: Golgi cis cisterna; Golgi apparatus; Golgi cisterna membrane. The record is from RefSeq and is a predicted model, not a curated record. The transcript is spliced from 27 exons. Lineage: Eukaryota; Metazoa; Chordata; Mammalia; Rodentia; Dipodidae. Gene Ontology annotation, biological process: Golgi organization; spindle assembly. Gene Ontology annotation, molecular function: protein binding.
GGCCGACACGGUGGCGCUGUAGCUGCCGGAAGCAGUUCCGCAGUGGCUGCCGGGAUCGUGGUGAUGUGGCCCCCCCGCUUCCCCCCUCCCCGCCCCGGGAUGUCGGAAGAAACCAGGCAGAGCAAAUUGGCUGCGGCCAAGAAAAAGUUAAGAGAAUAUCAGCAAAAGAACAGUCCUGGCAUUCCUGCAGGAGGGAAGAAGAAGAAAAAGAUUAGAACUGGUGAUAGCCCCGGGAGAACCACUGCAGAUGAUUGUCAGGCACCUGAGGAUAUUCAGGACAUCCUGAAGGUGCUGGUGUCCGACCUUAACCAUUCCAAUGGGGUAGCGCUCCCCCCAUUGGACAAGAGGAAGGCACCCCAAAACUGUGCUGCUCCCACAUCACCAACUGCAGAUGAUACUAUGUUUCUUGGUGUUGUCCCUCCCCCUGAUGCUGAUCUCCCUGGCAAGGCAUCACCUCAGAACCAUGAUGCUGAUAGUUGCUCUAAUCUCAUGGAAGAGACCAAGACUUUCUCAUCAACUGAGAGCCUGCGACAACUCUCUCAACAGCUCAAUGGUCUUGUGUCUGAGUCUACAUCCUACAUCAACGGGGAGGGCCUCACAUCUUCUAACAUGAAGGAUCUUGAGAGCCGGUACCAAGAGCUAGCAGUAGCCCUGGACUCCAGCUAUGUAACAAACAAACAACUCAGUAACACGAUAGAGGAAUUGAAACAACAGAACCAAGAGGCUCUGGAUCAACUGGAAAAAGAAAAGAAGGAAUAUGAGCAGAAGUUGGCAAAGGAGCAAGGAGCUCUGAGGGAACAACUGCAGGUUCAUAUUCAGACCAUAGGCAUUCUGGUGUCUGAGAAGGCAGAAUUACAGACAGCCCUGGGCCACACUCAGCAAGCAGCGAAGCAGAAAGCAGGAGAAUCUGAAGAUCUGGCCAGCCGCCUGCAGUCUUCCCGGCAGCGAGUGGGAGAGCUGGAGAGAACUCUGUCUGCUGUCUCCACACAGCAGAAACAGGCGGACAGGUAUAACAAGGACCUUACCAAAGAGCGAGAUGCCCUCAAGCUGGAGCUGUAUAAGAACAACAAAAAUACUGAGGACCUGAAGCAGCAGAACUCAGAACUGGAAGAGAAACUUCGAGUCCUAGUAGCAGAGAAGGCAGCUGCACAGUGUGGAGUGGAGGAGCUGCAGAAGAAGUUGGAGAUGUCUGAGCUGCUGCUGCAACAGUUUUCUAGCCAGGCUGAGGCCCCUGAUAGUAACCAGCAGUUACAGCAGGCCAUGGAGGAGCGGGCACAGCUGGAGGUACAUGUGAACCAGCUGAUGGAGUCACUGAAACAGCUACAGAUGGAAAGAGACCAGUAUGCGGAGAACCUGAGAGGAGAGAGCACCAUGUGGCAGCAGAAAAUGCAGCAAAUGGCAGAGCAGGUGCGUACACUGAGGGAGGAGAAGGAGCAUAGCCAGAAUCAGGUGCAGGAGCUGGAGACCAGCUUGGCUGAAUUGAGGAGCCAGAUGGAGGAGCCAUCGUCUGCAGAACCCCCGGCAGGGCCUUCUGAGGCAGAGCAGCGGCUGCAGGCAGAAGCAGAGGGGUUGCAAAGGGAGCUGGAGCUUGUGGCAGGACAGCUGCACGCCCAGGUGCGGGACAACGAGAGCCUGAGCCGCCUGAACCGGGAGCAGGAGGAGCGGCUGCUGGAGCUGGAGCGGGCAGCAGAGCGCUGGAGUGAGCAGGACGAGGAACGCAAGCAGAUCCUGGAGAGCAUGCAGAGUGACCGCACCACCAUCAGCCGUGCCCUGUCGCAGAACCGCGAGCUCAAAGAACAGCUGGCAGAGCUGCAGAAUGGCUUCGUUAGGCUGACCAACGAGAACAUGGAGAUGACCAGUGCAUUGCAGUCAGAGCAGCAUGUCAAGAAGGAACUAGCCAAGAAGCUAGGCCAGCUGCAGGAGAAGUUGGGAGAGCUGAAGGAGACGGUAGAGCUCAAGAGCCAAGAGGCCCAGAGUCUGCAGGAGCAGCGAGACCAGUACCUGGCCCACCUGCAGCAGUACGCGGCAGCCUAUCAGCAGUGCACGGCCACCUGUGAGCAGCUGACCUCUGAGAAGGAGGCUCUGCACAAGCAGUUUCUGCAGCAGACCCAGCUCAUGGACCAGCUGCAGCAUGAGGAGGUGCAGGGAAAGAUGGCGGCUGAGAUAGCCCGCCAGGAGCUUAAGGAGGCCCAGGAGCGCCUGAAAGCCACUAGCCAAGAGAACCAGCAGCUACAGGCUCAGCUGAGCCUUCUGGCUCUCCCUGGAGAAGUAGGAGAAGAAGUGGACAAGGAGGAACAGGAAGAGGAGUCACCCCAGCCCCAUCUGACCAUCCCACAAGACCUGGACAGCCAAGAGGCCAUGGUGGCAUUCUUGAAGACCGCUUUAGCCAGUGCCCAGGAAGCACAGGCUCAGUUACGAGGGCAGCUGAGGGAACAGAAGGCACGCUGCCGGCACCUGGCUCACUUAGCAGCCCCAGCCCAUCGCGAGCCUGAAAAGGAGGCCUUGGUCUCUGAGAGUGUGAGCAGUGGUGUGUCUGGGGAGAGUCACCAGGCCCUCCAGGCUGCCAUGGAGAAGCUGCAGAGCCGCUUCCUAGAGGUCAUGCAGGAGAAAGUGGAGCUCAAGGAGCGGGUAGAGGAACUGGAACAUCGCUGUAUCCAGCUCUCUGGAGAGACAGACACCAUAGGAGAGUACAUUGCCCUUUACCAAAACCAGAGGGCAGUGCUGAAGGCACGGCACCUGGAAAAGGAGGAGUAUAUCAGCCGGCUGGCCCAGGACAAGGAGGAGAUGAAGAUAAAGCUGCUGGAACUUCAGGAGCUGGUGUUGAGGCUUGUAAGUGAGCGGAAUGAGUGGCAGGGCAAGUUCCUGGCAGCAGCCCAGAGCCCUGCUGAUGUUCCUACCCCAGGGUCCUCCGGCCCCCAGGAACUUGGAGUUGCUGACCAGCAGGGUGAUUUUGGCGAGGUGAGCCUUGCUGACAAUGCAGAGCCUGCACAAGGAGAGGCUGCAGCGGCCUCUCUCCCCGAGAAUCCCACUGCCCAGCAGAUCAUGCAGCUGUUGCGUGAGAUCCAGAACCCCCAGGAGUGCCCAGGCUUGGGCAGCAACCCCUGCAUCCCUUUCUUCUACCGUGCCGACGAGAAUGAUGAAGUGAAGAUUAUGGUUGUCUGAAAGACGCAGCCAAAGGCUGUGUGUUACCCAGUCCCCCCCCAUUCCUGCCCAGUCUUCCUUUUAUCCUUACAGCAGUAAGAUCAGAUCCCUAAGGGGCUGGGGAUUUGGCUCAGUUGGUAGAGUGUCUGCCUAGCAUGCACAAAAGCCUGGACUUGAUCUCCAGUACCUCUUAAACCAGGCAUGGUUGGACACCCUGGCACUUGAGGGCUGAACAUGGAAGAGUCAGAAGCUAGCCAUCAUUGGCUAUAAAGUGAGUUGGAGGCCAUCCUGGACUACAUGAGACCUUGUUUUCAAAAAAAAAAAAAAAAUCCACUUUCCCUAAUAGAUCAGGCACCCCUGUCUUAAUGGAGAUAGAAACAGGUGCAGAUCUUUUCCUCUUUUGGCCAGGACUGAGUCUUCCUUUCUAGACUUAUGUUGGAGAAAGAGUGGAUGGCCUCUCUGGAGGGCCAGGGGCUCCUAGGUGGCUCCUUCACCAGGCAGCCCUUCCUGUCAAGGGUCUUGGUCCUUACUCAGGGCACUCUGGGGCAAAGCAACUAGGCAGCAUUUUCAUGGUUGUAGGGGAGGUACAACAGACUGACUAGUAAUCCUGCACUCAGCCAGGCUCUCCUUUUUUUCCUGUUCUCCUUGAGACAGUCUCAUGUACCCCAAGCUGGCUUUGAAGUCACUUCAUCUUGAACAUCUGAUUCUUCUGCCACCAUGCCUGGUUUUAAACGGUGCUAGCGACCACUUUGCCAACUAAGCUACUUCUGCGGCACCAGCUACUUUUUAAAAAACAACAACAAAAAAAAAAUUUUUUUUUUUUUUAAAUUUUGGUAAUGCUGGGUGUGGAACUCAGAGCCCCGCACAUCUCCAAACCAACUCCCAUCUUCUUAGAGGCACUUUAGGCCAGGGGGCUGGGCAGCAUUCUUGGGGGUCUCCAGGCACUUGGGGCUUACUGUGAGCCAGGGCAGUCGAAGUAGGCAGCCCACUUGGGGUCUCCCAUCUUAGAGGCACUUUGGGGCAGGGCAAGUGGGUGUCAUUUUCUCAGGCCUUAUGACAGUUGGGGAAGCUAGGCAAGGCAGAGGCUGCUGGGGGAGGGGUUCUCCUCCCCUGGUGUACAUAUUGUACCUGUGUACUAUUUUGUAUAUUCUGGGGUCGGGAUGCCCCCUGUAUCAUAGUGGAGGUUGGAACUGGCAGGUGGGAAGGAGGUUCUAAUAAUUAUUUGGGACUGGGAAACUUAUUUAUUUGGUAGCAUAGGACAGAGGAAAGGAGGCAGAGACAGGGUUGUGGCACCCUGCUGAUGCAGCUCCUGUUUAUUUUGCUUUUUACUUCAGAAUAAAUGGAUUUAGCCAUA